AUGCUUGAAAACUAUGAAAGCAUUUACAAAGACUACUCUGAAUAUAAAAUUAAUGAUAGAAUUGGCGAAUAUAUAGCAAUUGAAACUACAACUAACAAAGAUGAUGAUUUAGUAAUCACUGAGAUAAGAAAACUGCUCUUUAUGCAUUCUAAGUGUUCAUAAGUUAGAGGAUUCUCUGAUAAGCAUGAUGAUGAAGGCUAUGACAUGUAUGAUGCAGUUACAAUUGUUAAUCAUGUUCAAGAAUUAUUGUUCGCACCAAAUUUUUCAAGAUUCAUAGAAUAUGAUACUGAUGAAAAAGUAUUUAAAAUUUAGUUACUUAAUUUGGAUUCUUCUCAUAUUUACUUUAAUCGAGAGGUCAAAUAAGAUACUUACAUGGAGUCUGACUACUUCAACAUUAUUAGUCCUCAUUAAACAACUAUAAGGAAUCAUUAAAAGUCCAGCAUUAUAAGAGAAAGUGAAGGGAAAUUUACAAGGUUGAUCUCUGAAAGCAUUAAAGAGUACCAAUUUGAAAAAGCAAGCUAUAUUGAAAAAAUAAUACACAAAAAUUUCUCUACAGUAAUUGUAGAUAUACCCUUGAUUUCCCUAACAAAUAGAUUCAAAUUUAUGAAAAAUUGUCCUUUAAGUGGGAAUCAAAACUGGCCUUUGAUCUUUUGUUGUGAUUAUUCAAUAGGAGUAAUUAUGGAUAGUUAUAUAAUUAAGAAAUAUGCAAUCAAUGAAUGCUAAAAUAAUCUACUCGAAGUUCAAACAUUAGUGGAAUGGAGUACACUGUAACAAAAAUAAUUAUUUGCAAGCGAGCCGUCAAAAAUUUAUAUCAGUCAUGGAAUUUUUUUCUCAACUGACAUGGUCAUUAAAAUUGAUAGAGAGAAUGUUUAAAAUCUUUAAGGCCUGCUUUAUAAAAAAUAUAUCAAUAAAAGAAGAUAGUAAAAUGUCUAAAUUUAUCCUGUUAAAUUUGAUGUUGAGUAGCUCUAAUCGAUAGAAUUUAGUGACGAUUUAAGCUCUAAGAUAGGAGAAUAUUUAGUUAGAAGCAAUAAACGUUACCAGAAGCGGAAAAGAAUAAUAUUUGACUUCUCAAUAUUUGAUUGGCUAUUAGCAUCUAAACUCAAGGACAUUUAUAAGACUGUUGAUAUUCCAUAUGAUAUAUUGAAAAGUGCUUGCUUAGCAAUAUUCCCUUACAAAAGAUAGAAUAUCCUUUUUUAUUUAAAGGAAAUUCCUCUCAUGUAAUAUGUUUAUGGUAGACUCUAAAAAUACUAUGAGGAUGAAGGAGUAGAUUGUCCAUAUUAUAUUCCCUUUCUAAAGGAUUCUGAUGGAAAAACACCUCUUCAUUAUUCUUUGUCAAAUGCAAAGCUUACUGAUUAGUUUUUAAAUUAUUUGGCUGAUUAUCCUAUUUCGUACUGCUCUUAAAAUAUUUAGGAAAUGAUACCUUACUUAAUAAUUAAAGGACUCUAAAAGACAAACUAUUUUCUAGACAAGAGAUUCAAAAUGACUCCAAUGUUAAAGAAUUUUGAUAGAGAAAGAUUGAGAAUAUUGAAGGAGAUUGAUUUUUCAUUUACAGGAACUAAUACCUUCUGGUUUGAUUAGAAAUAAACUAUUGAAUAAAAUCAAGAUCUUUUUGAUGAAAAUGAAAUUCAGAUCCCAACUAAAGUAAUGGUGCUAGAUAUCCCAAAUGUGAUUAAUCAAUCUUAGAAUAAAGACCUUAACAUUUUCACUGCAUUAAGAACUACUGAAUAGAUGGAAAUAUUUGAAUCUGAAGCAGUAAGAGCUAUUAUUGAGUAUGCUUGGCCAAUCACAAGAAAAGCAAUCAUUAAAUGGAUGAUGAUACCAAGUAUGGUCUUUCUAGUUUUCUUUAUGUUUUACACUGGUAUUGUGUUUCCUGUUAUUGAGGAUUGCUUUGAGAAAAGAUCUUAAAGUAUUUCUCAUGAAGAGACUCUAAUAUGCUAGUUUAAUUCUGUAUUGAAUAACACCUCUAAGAUAAUUAUCCUUUCUUUUUUAGUCUACUUCUUAGCUAUUGAAAUUAUCUAAGCUUACAAGGAUGCUAGAAUAUAUUUAUCUUCUCCAUGGAAUUAUCUAGAUAUGAUUUCGAUUAUUUUUGUACUUCUAACCUUAAUAAUAGACUAUAUGGAUAUCGACACUGCUAUUUAGAGACCCUUAUAUGCUAUAGCUACAUUAAUUGUAUGGCUAAAAUCCCUUUAUUAUCUCAGAAUAUUUAGAAAUGUAGGUUAUUUGACUAGUAUGAUUAUUUAAGUCGUCCAAGAUAUGGUCUAUUUUUUCAUUAUAUUAAUGAUGACGCUAUUUGCUUUUGGAAAUUCAUUCUUUAUUUUGUCCUAAGCUAAUCCUGAUAGAGAGAGCAGGUUUAUAAAAACUUAUCCUGAAGGACUCUCCUUUACAUUUAGAUUGCUCCUUGGAGAUUUCGAUACUUAGAAAUUCGAUGAUAGUAAUGAGAUAAUUUUAUGGGCUCUAUUUACAACUGCAUCAAUAUUUUUAAUUAUUGUGCUAUUAAAUUUACUGAUUUCUAUUAUUUCUGAGUCUUACAAUAAAAUUCAACUGAAUGCAAAAAAUAGCAUGUACAAAGAACUAGCUUCUUUAAUUUAUGAUAAUUACUUCCUUACUGAUUAUGAACUUAAAUCAGAUAAGUACAUUCUGAUUGCGAAACCUGAUUGCGAGUAUAUAGAUGACAUUAUUGAGGAAAGGGCUUAGGUAAUAUAGCAAGGAGGAGAUACUUCGUAGAAAGAAGAAUAAGAAUAGAUUGUCUAGAGUAUUAGUAAAUUGCAAGAGGAAAUUUCUGAGAUUAAAGCCAUAUUGAUAAAGUAAGGUUAGUAGCAAUACUAGUUAUUCAGAGAUACUAUAACAUCAGCAAACAAGAAAGAUAAUUAUCACCACGAUAACGAUUUAUAGAAAGAUGAUAACAGAACUUCUUUGCAACCAAGAGUAAGUGCUACAGGUGCCAGAGUAAGCUUUGGUUUUGGGGAAAGUAUAAUUCGCCAUCCAAGUUAAAAGAGGAGAAGAGGAACUCAUAACUCAGGUAAUGAGACUAGAGGGCCAAGUACCAUUUUUUAAGAGCAUGAUUAAGCGGGUUUAUUUAGAAGAAAAAAUACUAUAAUGAAGCAAAAGAACUUUGACAUAUUUCAAUGA
Messenger RNA from Stylonychia lemnae, 3129 nucleotides. The record is from the annotation of a GenBank genome assembly. NCBI's taxonomy places the organism in Eukaryota, Ciliophora, Spirotrichea, Sporadotrichida, Oxytrichidae.